AUGGGGGAGAGAGUCAGAGGAGGAGGAGAGAGGGGUGGAGGAGAUGAGGGGGGAGAUGAGGGAGGUGGAGGAUCUAAGGGGGGAGAUGAAGGGGGUGGAGGAACUGAGGAGGGAGGAGAUGAGGAUGUAGACAUUGGUGGAUACACUGAUUCUACGAGCAGCAGAGAUGACGAUGAUUAUUCAGGGUCAUCAAGCAGUGAAGAUGGUGAUGAUGAUGAUGAUGAUGAUGAUGAUGAUGAUAUGAUAGAGCUAGAGGAUGUGCUUGGUGCAGAGGAUGGAGGGGGACAGGUGGGUGACAGGGAUGAUGAUGAUCUGCAGAUUCUCAAAGCACGGAUUCGGAGUCUAGAGGAUGAGCACUUUGCUCCAGGUACUGAUACACGCAGACAUUCUGGCAGACUUUAUUACUCUACACAAUGGGCUUUUUAUUAUCGACAACUUUACUAUGACACUAUACCUGAGGGACAGAGAGCUCCUAGUUUUAGUGUUGUUAGAGGUCAUUUCAGUUCUAGUAGGACUUCUACAUGGAGGACCAACAGUGGUGGUGUUAUGGAUCCACCUCAACAUCCUGGCGCAAGACCUAGUGGGCAGGAUCCACCUAUUGAUAGAGGCAGUUUCGGUUGA
Messenger RNA from Cryptomeria japonica (Japanese cedar), 621 nucleotides. RefSeq lists its product as uncharacterized. The record is from RefSeq and is a predicted model, not a curated record. The transcript has 2 exons. NCBI's taxonomy places the organism in Eukaryota, Viridiplantae, Streptophyta, Pinopsida, Cupressales, Cupressaceae. The coding region runs from base 1 to 621 and encodes 206 amino acids.